Gamsiella multidivaricata is the source of this 766-nucleotide messenger RNA. RefSeq lists its product as uncharacterized. The record is from RefSeq and is a predicted model, not a curated record. NCBI's taxonomy places the organism in Eukaryota, Fungi, Mortierellomycota, Mortierellomycetes, Mortierellales, Mortierellaceae. The transcript has 2 exons. The coding region runs from base 316 to 708 and encodes 130 amino acids. Gene Ontology annotation, molecular function: oxidoreductase activity. Gene Ontology annotation, cellular component: mitochondrion.
UCUCUGAUUGGCCAUUGCUCAAGCGAACGGAGGGUCCAUGCGCGCCACCUUCUUGGACAUGGACAUGGACAGACGAAAGCGCGCGUACCCUGCCCAAGCAUUGCCACCAAACCCCUGGGCCAAUUGCACUCUUUCCUUUUUGGGACCCCCUACUGCGUCAUAACUGAUUCAUGGGAUAAACACACAUGCUCAUUCAAUCCUGAUCUCACACCUCCUUCUCAUCAACCCAGCUUCUUACAACCGACAACCAAACUCCCCAUCGCUUCACUCCUUCACAUCUACUCUGACCAUUUUUUUUCUCUCUCUCUUCAAAAAAUGGCAUCGCGUCUCACAAAGCUCCCUAUGGUCACCCUCUUUCACAACCCUUCUUCCAGAAUAUCCAUCGAAGCCCUCCGCCUCCUCAAAAAGGGUGCUAAUGCUAAAAAGUACGAGAUUGAUCUCGUUCAGACCAAGAGCUUCCCUCCAACCCAUCAACAGCUCGCCAAUAUCGUUGAAUUCAUGGGCCCCACGGCUUUAGAGGAAAUCCUUCUUCCAGAAGCACCCAAAGCUUCGACCCUUACAGAGCUUCAGGAGAUCCUAGAAAAGCAGCCGGUUUUGAUGAGGAAACCUUUGAUUAUCGAUUGGAAUAGAGCCAAAGCAUUCGUUGGGGAUCCUCCACAGAAAGUCAAAGAGUUUGUGAAGAGUAUUGAUGUUAAGCGCGACAAGUAGGAUUUUUGUAACACUCAUAGAAAUAAAAAAUAUAAUACGCGACCCUUCGACUUGUAUG